Messenger RNA from Raphanus sativus (radish), 1721 nucleotides. RefSeq names its product protection of telomeres protein 1a. The transcript is spliced from 9 exons. Gene Ontology annotation, molecular function: telomerase inhibitor activity; G-rich strand telomeric DNA binding. The coding region runs from base 187 to 1536 and encodes 449 amino acids. Gene Ontology annotation, biological process: telomere capping; regulation of telomere maintenance via telomerase. NCBI's taxonomy places the organism in Eukaryota, Viridiplantae, Streptophyta, Magnoliopsida, Brassicales, Brassicaceae. The record is from RefSeq and is a predicted model, not a curated record. Gene Ontology annotation, cellular component: nuclear telomere cap complex; chromosome, telomeric region.
AAAAAAGAAGAAGAAGAAGAGGAAGAGAGGGGUAUUUUGAAAUUAAAGAAGAGGUAGUGAGAAAGUUUGAAGACUAGAGGAGAGACGAGGUUAGUCUCCUAAAAUCUCGUGACCAUUUCUUUUAAUCUGAGUUGUUCAUUAAAAGAGAAAAACAAAGAAGGGAGAAAGCUUGUUUUGGAAGAGUAGAUGGAGACAGAAAGUCAGUUCAAGCCGGUGAAACUAAAAGACGCCACUAACCUAAUCAACCAACAAGUUAAUCUCCUUGGCAUCGUUAUCGAACUAAGACAACCCAAGCAAUGCAGCAACAAAAAUUGGGUUUGUACGCUUCAUAUAAUCGACGAUUCCUACCCAAGACCAGGUCUUACAGUUAAUGUAUUUAGUAAUAAUCGUGAAGAACUUCCGAAACACUAUGGCAUGAUGAUUCUCUUAUUAAACGUCAAGAUGCAAUCUUUUGAUGGUGGGAGAAGAGUAAACGCUGCCUGUAAACAAAGGUCUUCCUCCUUUGCCUUGUUUCAAAGACGAAGUGGAGAUGGUGAUUUUGUAUGUUGGCAAUCCUCCUCGAAUUUUGACGGUGAAGAGAGAUACGAGAGUUCUAUAAUCGAGCUAGGCAAAGUGUUUGCUCUUACUGGCAUCUUUGAUCAAGCUUCACAGAUUUCACCUUACAAGCCAGAACCAGCUCAACCUCCUCCGGUGUUUUCGUUUUUGAGAGAGAUCAAUGAUGGAAACCGCUUCAAUCUAGUGUGCAAGGUCCUCCAUGUCGAUGAAGACACGAACACCAUUUUCGUCUGGGAUGGAACUGAUGCGCCCCCUGCUUCUAUUGGGUUUGAAGACAAGCCGGUUAGCAAUCUCUCAGUUCAUACUCUUCUCUCAAGAGAUAUAUUGCGAAGCUUUCCCACCGUUGGAACCAUACUGAGAGUCUCUCUAAGUAAUCAUCAUCUGUUUCAUGGUGUUGUUAAACCUGGUGACUGGGUGAAACUCUGCCUGCUACUACUUUGUGUAGUUGAUAAGGGAUCUUGGAUAGGUAAAGUUACCGGCUCUACAACGGUUGUUACUCUAGCACAGGAUGAUCAUUUAGUAGAAAAGAUUAUGAGGAUUUAUGAGAAGAGAAUCACAUCAAAGAUGGGACAUAUUCCGUUUUGGAGUUUUCCAUCUCCUCCAGGAUUAACAGGAACAGAUGCCGAUCAAGUCCCAUUUGUUACACUCAUGGACAUUAUAACUUUCCCCAAGUUUAUUACAGGUUACAUACAAAUACAGAUGCAUUGUUCGAGUGGUGUUUGCAUUUCCUUCGCAAGUAGAGGACGAGAAUGGUCAUUACCGAGUUCUGUUGACCCUGGAGGAUCCAACAGCAGCUUUAGAGGCUUUCUUAUGCGACGAAGAAGCAGAGCAUUUUUGGGGCGUAGGGUUACAACAGAACACAGAGAUGUUGAGGAAGAAGUGGAAUCAGUUGCUUGGAAUAACAAGGGAAAGCUCAGCAUCUUUGGCUACAAGACAUCCACCGUGGAUAGAGUGCUGUAUCUUCUCCUAUUAUACCAGUAAAGCUGACCCUUGGAGAACAAGAUCAUACAAAGUAUUUGGCACUAACCUUCUUGAUUAAGAAGCUGUUUUAGUGGUCAAAUGACUAGAAAGUUAGGCGGUUUAGACCAUGUUUAUAAAUGUAGGAUGAUGUUCUUGACUUAGCUAUCAUUGAGACCAUAUCAAGUAGUGGCAAAUUGUUUAAGUUA